Paramuricea clavata is the source of this 436-nucleotide messenger RNA. The record is from the annotation of a GenBank genome assembly. Lineage: Eukaryota; Metazoa; Cnidaria; Anthozoa; Malacalcyonacea; Plexauridae.
AUGGACAGGCAGGAAGUGUGUUUUCUUGUACUCUUGGACUUAAGCUCAGCGUUCGAUACAAUUGAUCAUAAAACUAUCAUUGACGUAUUGGAGUAUCAAUUUGGAGUGACGGAUAAGGCUCUUGAAUGGAUAAAAUCAUAUCUAUUGAACAGGAAACAGAGAGUUGAUCUGGAUAACAAUUUUUCUCAAGACUGCGAUGUUAAGUACGGAGUGCCUCAAGGGGGUAUGUAUUUAUGUAUCCCAACUAUAUGACAUUAUUGACAGGCACUUACCCUCUUCUCAUGGAUAUGCUGAUGACACGCAACUUUAUGUAUCCUUUCACCCAGAUUGUGAAGAUAAUUCAGAAAGUACCCUAGCCAUACUGGAAGAUUGUAUUUCUGAUGUUCGUACUUGGCUGUUGUCUCAUAAAUUAAUGUUCAAAGAUUCGAAAACGUAA